GUUUUCUUUUCUCCCUUUUUUUCUACUUCUUUAGAAAAUGAUUAAUGCGCCAGACCCCGUAUCUAGUAGCUAUACUGAAAGUAUAUCAAGCGAACUUCAUAGGCGGAUGGAGGAGGACGAGCUUCAUCACAAACAACAGUCUGCUCAUUCCAAUUUAAGUAAUCUUAACUAUGAUCACAGGAUACCGAUAGGCACAGACAAAUCGUCGUUAGAAAUCAGUGAUCAUGUUAUGACCAGAACGCCAACAAAUUCUAACGGUGGUCCUUCAACAUAUUAUGACUCAAUUGGAGAGGAGAAUAGUAUGUAUAGCCAAGAUGGUAGCGAUUACGAAAAUGGGGAAGAUGACAAGGUCAAGAUCACGCCUUUACCUCGAGUACAAAUGAUCGUGAUAUCGAUUUUGCUAUUCAGCGAGCCUUUGACAUCUACCAUCUUAUUCCCCUUUAUCUAUUCCAUGUUGAAAGAUUUCCAUCUGUCUGAUGAUGAAAAAGAAAUAGGGAGUUAUGCGGGAUGGAUUACCUCAGUGUUUUUUAUCGCUCAAUUCAGUACAGCAAUAGUAUGGGGGAAAAUAUCGGAUCGAUAUGGAAGAAGGCCCGUCUUGCUAACAGGAUUGAUUGGUAAUUCAAUUUCGACUUGCUUGUUUGGACUUAGUAAGAACUUAUGGUGGGCUAUUGGUGCACGUGCGUUAUGUGGAAUUAUGAAUGGAAACAGUGGCGUGGCUCGUAGUACAGUCAGUGAAAUUACCGACAACACUAAUAAAGCAAAGGCUUUUAGUGUUUUUAGUGUAAUGUGGAAUACGGGUAUGAUAGGUCCUACAUUGGGCGGUUAUCUCUCAAAACCAGCAGAAAAUUUCCCAGAGUUAUUUGGUAACUGUCAAUUCUUGAAAGAUUAUCCUUACUUUUUACCAUGCUUUGUAUCUGCAUGUGGUUCAAUGAUCGGCUUUACAAUUGGGUAUUUUUAUUUGGAGGAGUCCAAUCCAAAUGUAAUUGCAAGUAAAAAAUGGGAUAAAGAUAGACUGGACAAUGAAAGAACAGCACUCUUAAAAAAUGAUGCUGAGGUAUCCAACAAAAAGAUACUUCCUAGAAGUGGAUCUAUUCGUAAUAUCACCAUGACUUCAUUUGUUAUUAUUAUAGCCAAUUCGGUCUUUGGAUUUCAUGCAAUGGUGUUCGAUGAAAUUUUGCCGCUUUAUUUUACAGCUCCUACUUAUGCAGGCGGACUUGGUAUUUCUUUAACAGAAUUUGCACAGACCUUGGCAAUUCUAGGAGUUGCCCAACUUAUAUUUCAAUUUGGAGUUUAUCCUAAAUUGACACAACGAUUCAAUAUUUUGGUUCAGGUCCGCGUAGCUUUAUUUAUGUUCGUGAUUGUCUAUACCCUAUUUCCUGAAUUAAGUACACUGAGAGAAUGGUCUGGAGCACGUUUUACCAGUGCUGUUGGGAUCGGUUGGAUUAUCCGAAUUGGGUAUUUGUCUUUGUUGCUAAUCCGGUUUUUUGGAAACUGUAUGGCCUUCACAGGGCUUAAUAUAAUGGUGAGUACAUCAGCUACUUCUGAAAUUCUGGGCACAGUAAAUGGGUAAAGUGUAAAAUGGUAAUAUAUAGACUCAGUAAAUUAAUUUAUAAAAUUCAUGUAGUAUAUCACAAUCUAGUAUGGCACUUGUUCGUGCUUUGGCACCUACUUUAGGAGGUACUUUGUGGUCAUACUCUCUCAAGGAUGGAAAUCGAUAUCCUUUUGAUCAUCAUCUGGUAUAUUAUUUGAUUGCUGUUAUAUCGUUAAUUAGUUUUAUACAAAGCUUCUCCAUACCGGACAGCGUAUCAUUAGGAGGAAGAAAGAAGUCAAGAUGAUUGAAAAAAAAUAAAAUAAAAAAAAGUCGUCAAAAUAUUAUGUAAUUUUUUA
Molecule: messenger RNA, 1887 nt
Organism: Mucor mucedo
Lineage: Eukaryota; Fungi; Mucoromycota; Mucoromycetes; Mucorales; Mucoraceae
Product: major facilitator superfamily domain-containing protein
Exons: 6
Coding region: 38-1570 (510 amino acids)
Biological process (GO): transmembrane transport
Molecular function (GO): transmembrane transporter activity
Source: RefSeq, a predicted model, not a curated record